GGUGCACGUGCAGGGAUCAGAAGCCGGUUGGUGGGUGAGAGGUUUUCUCGCUCUAGGGAGAUUCUUCAAGCAAUCACUAUGUCGACAGACACAGGUGUUUCCCUUCCUUCAUAUGAGGAAGAUCAGGGAUCCAAACGUAUUCGAAAAGCUAAAGAGGCACCAUUCAUACCCGUUGGAAUAGCAGGUUUUGCAGCAACUGUUGCAUAUGGAUUAUACAAACUGAAGAGCAGGGGAAAUACUAAAAUGUCCAUUCAUCUGAUCCACAUGCGUGUGGCAGCCCAAGGCUUUGUUGUAGGAGCAAUAACUGUUGGUAUGGGCUAUUCCAUGUAUCGGGCAUUCUGGGCAAAACCUAAGCCUUAGAAGAAGAGAUGCUGUCUUGGUCUUGUUGGAGGAGCUUGCUUUAGUUAGACGUCUCAUUAUUGAAGUUACCUAUUAUUGUUGGAAAUAAACUAAUUUGUAUGGGUUUAGAUGGUAA
Symphalangus syndactylus (siamang) is the source of this 475-nucleotide messenger RNA. Its product is annotated as HIG1 domain family member 1A, mitochondrial-like. The record is from RefSeq and is a predicted model, not a curated record. NCBI's taxonomy places the organism in Eukaryota, Metazoa, Chordata, Mammalia, Primates, Hylobatidae. Gene Ontology annotation, biological process: negative regulation of apoptotic process; mitochondrial respirasome assembly. Gene Ontology annotation, cellular component: mitochondrion.